This is a messenger RNA of Brettanomyces bruxellensis, 1707 nucleotides long. It is a transcript of the gene HSP60, whose product is annotated as chaperonin. The transcript has a single exon. Gene Ontology annotation, molecular function: protein-folding chaperone binding; ATP binding; ATP-dependent protein folding chaperone. The coding region runs from base 1 to 1707 and encodes 568 amino acids. Lineage: Eukaryota; Fungi; Ascomycota; Pichiomycetes; Pichiales; Pichiaceae. Gene Ontology annotation, biological process: protein refolding; protein import into mitochondrial intermembrane space; apoptotic mitochondrial changes. Gene Ontology annotation, cellular component: mitochondrial inner membrane; mitochondrial matrix. The record is from RefSeq and is a predicted model, not a curated record.
AUGUUCAAGUUCGUUCGUCCACAGUUGAGGAAAAUGACUCUGGCCUCGAUGGUCAGAAACUAUUCCCACAAGGAGUUGAAAUUUGGUGUUGAGGGCCGUGCUUCUCUUCUCAAGGGUGUCGAGACGUUGGCCAAGGCUGUUAGUGUCACUUUAGGACCAAAGGGUCGUAAUGUUUUGAUCGAGCAACCUUUCGGUGCCCCAAAGAUCACCAAGGAUGGUGUCACAGUUGCCAAGUCUGUCAUUCUAAAGAACAAGUUUGAGAAUCUUGGAGCCAAGUUGCUCCAGGAUGUCGCCUCCAAGACUAACGAGUCUGCUGGUGAUGGUACUACAUCUGCCACUGUCUUGGGAAGAUCCAUCUUUGCUGAAUCUGUCAAGAAUGUCGCUGCCGGAUGCAACCCUAUGGAUUUGAGAAGGGGAUCCCAGGCUGCUGUUGAAGCUGUCAUCAGCUACUUGGAGAAAAACAGAAAGGAGGUUACGACUUCGGCAGAGAUUGCUCAGGUCGCCACUAUUUCUGCCAACGGUGAUGCCCACAUCGGAAAGUUGUUGGCGUCUGCCAUGGAGAAGGUGGGAAAGGAAGGUGUUAUUACUGUCAAAGAAGGCAAGACUUUGGAAGACCAACUGGAGGUCACUGAGGGUAUGCGUUUUGACAGGGGAUACAUUUCUCCAUACUUCAUCACGGAUGCCAAGUCGGGCAAGGUGGAGUUCGAGAACCCACUUCUCCUUCUCUCUGAGAAGAAGAUUUCAUCGAUCCAGGACAUUCUCCCAUCUCUCGAGCUUUCGAACAAGUUGAGAAGACCUUUGCUUAUCAUUGCCGAGGAUGUUGAUGGCGAGGCUCUUGCCGCAUGCAUUUUGAACAAGUUGAGGGGGCAGGUCCAGGUCGCAUGCGUCAAGGCUCCAGGAUUCGGUGACAACAGAAAGAACACCCUUGGCGAUAUUGCCAUCUUGACCGGUGCCACCGUUUUCACCGAGGAGCUUGACCUCAAGCCAGAGAAUGUCACAUCUGAGCAGCUUGGCUCGUGUGGCUCUUUGACCGUCACCAAGGAGGACACCGUUAUUCUUAACGGUGCCGGAUCCAAGGACAACAUCUCACAGAGAUGUGACCAGAUCAGAGGCACCAUCAACGAUGCUUCGACCACUGACUACGAGAAGGAGAAGUUGCACGAGAGAUUGGCCAAGCUUUCCGGCGGAGUUGCCGUCAUAAAGGUUGGAGGUGCAUCCGAAGUUGAGGUUGGCGAGAAGAAGGACAGAUGCGAUGAUGCACUCUGUGCUACUAGAGCUGCCGUUGAGGAAGGUAUCCUUCCAGGUGGAGGUACUGCUUUGGUCAAGGCAUCCAAGGUUUUGGACAGUGUCAAGACUGAAAACUUCGACCAGAAGCUCGGUGUUGAUAUUGUGAGGGCCGCUAUCACCAAGCCUGCCAAGACAAUCGUCGAGAAUGCCGGUGGUGAAGGUGCAGUUGUUGUUGGCAAGAUGCUUGACGAGUACGGGGACAAGUUCAACGUUGGUUUCGAUGCUGCCAAGGGUGAAUAUGUCGAUAUGAUCAAGUCCGGUAUCAUCGAUCCAUUCAAGGUGGUCAAGAACGGUCUUGUGGAUGCCUCUGGUGUUGCUUCCCUAUUGGCCACAACCGAGUGUGCCAUAGUUGAGGCACCUCAGCCAAAGCCAGCUGCUGCUGCUCCUAACCCAGGAAUGGGGGGUGGAAUGGGUUUUUAA